Molecule: messenger RNA, 6994 nt
Organism: Sinocyclocheilus anshuiensis
Lineage: Eukaryota; Metazoa; Chordata; Actinopteri; Cypriniformes; Cyprinidae
Gene: cacna1fb
Product: calcium channel, voltage-dependent, L type, alpha 1F subunit
Exons: 48
Coding region: 444-6650 (2068 amino acids)
Biological process (GO): calcium ion import across plasma membrane
Cellular component (GO): voltage-gated calcium channel complex; membrane
Molecular function (GO): high voltage-gated calcium channel activity
Source: RefSeq, a predicted model, not a curated record
UCGACGCUCCAUAAAAUCACUUGCCCAAUAUUCUUCCCUCUAAUAAAUUUCUAGGCUGCCUGUCCCUUUAAACGAGUAAUUUUUUUCUUUAAUCCUGAAUUGAUGGCUUAAAUGCGGAGACAGAUAGAGAACAGAGGGUGCGCUUUAUUUAUCAGCGUCUAGAUUUUUUUUUUUUUUUUUGUCGCCCUCAAAGUUCAUUUUUAGAUGACGGGAAAUAAAUGAACGCUUCUGAUUUUUUAAACCAACUGAAUACAACUCAUUUGAUUCAGAAUGAAACGCCUUUAGGAGGUGACUGACAGCAUCUAGGUCCAGGACUGCACAACUGGAAAACUUAACGCAUUCAUAGAAAAAGCUCAUUUUGGAAAUAUGCCUAAAAAAUGUGAGUGAAGGAAGUCGUGAGGAUCAUGCAUUCUGCUCCAAUGAGGUCAAAGUGACAAUCCGACAUGUAUGAGGAGAACCGAAAAAGGAAUGGGUACUCCAAUGAGGAAGAGGAGGGUGGUGGCGAAGCGGAAGAGGAGGAGGAGGAGGAGGAGGAGGGAAGUGGUGGAGGAGAGGGCAAUGAGGGCGAUGAGGAAGAAACAGACGAGUGGGAGGAGAAUGAACGGCCGAAGAUGAACCAUACGGAAACGCUCAACUCCACCACCAGCUCCACUGGAACGCAGAAGAAGAAGAGUCACCAUGUGAAGAAGCAGGUCCAGGGCUCCAACCAAGUCCAACGCGCACCCAGAGCUCUUUUCUGCCUUAAAUUAAACAACCCCAUCCGCAGGGCCGCCCUUCACCUUGUAGAGUGGAAACCAUUUGAUAUCUUUAUUCUUCUGGCCAUCUUCGCUAACUGUGUUGCUCUGGGGGUCUCCAAGCCUUUUCCCGAAGACGACUCGAACGCCACCAACCAUGACCUUGAACAAGUUGAAUAUGUGUUUUUGAUCAUCUUCACCAUCGAAACGUUUCUGAAGAUCCUUGCGUACGGCCUCGUCAUGCACCCAAGCUCCUACAUCCGCAACGGCUGGAAUUUACUGGACUUUGUCAUCGUCAUCAUAGGGUUGUUCAGUGUGGUAUUAGAGACUGCUACUCAUAAAUCCGGUGAAACAACUUCCCACAUGCCGGGGAAACCGGGAGGUCUGGAUGUCAAAGCUCUCCGAGCCUUCAGAGUCUUACGACCCCUCAGACUGGUUUCAGGAGUGCCCAGCCUGCAGAUUGUGUUAAACUCCAUCAUGAAGGCAAUGGUUCCCCUGCUGCACAUCUCUCUGCUUGUCCUCUUUGUCAUCAUCAUCUAUGCCAUCAUCGGAUUGGAGCUCUUCAUCGGACGAAUGCAUCACACCUGCUAUUUUAUAGGCACAGAUAAUUAUGCGGACGAUGAUCCAGUCCCGUGUGCGUAUGCGGGUCACGGUCGCCAGUGUGCUGCCAAUGGCUCCGAGUGCAGGGGAAAGUGGGAUGGACCGAACGGUGGCAUCACUAACUUUGAUAACUUCUUCUUUGCCAUGUUAACAGUGUUCCAGUGCAUCACAAUGGAAGGCUGGACAGACGUCUUGUACUGGAUGAAUGAUGCAAUUGGUUUUGAGCUGCCAUGGGUUUACUUUGUAAGCCUGGUCAUCUUUGGAUCCUUCUUUGUUCUCAACCUUGUGUUGGGUGUGUUGAGCGGAGAAUUCUCUAAGGAGAGAGAGAAGGUAAAAGCUCGCGGAGAUUUCCAGAAGCUUCGUGAGAAACAGCAGAUGGAGGAGGAUUUGUGUGGAUAUAUGGACUGGAUCACUCAGGCUGAGGACAUUGAUGAGUUUGAUGAGGACGGGAACAGACGUGUGACCUUGCGUGACCUAGCUGAUAAGAAGAGGGGGAAAUUCGGCUGGUUCAGCCACUCAAACGAAACCCACGCAAGUCUUCCAGCCAGUGAAACGGCCUCUGAGAACACUGAAAACAUAGAUGAGGAACACACUGAUUGUUGUGCUGCUUGCUGCGCUCGCAUUAUGAAGAUCCCGUGCUGUCGUGCCCUGCGCCACUGGAACCGUUGCAUUCGUAGAAACUGUCGUACAGCAGUGAAAUCUGUGACGUUCUAUUGGUUAGUGCUGAUCCUAUUCUUCCUCAACACUGCUCUCAGUGCCUCUGAACAUUAUAACCAACCAGACUGGCUCACUGACGUUCAGGACAUUGCCAAUAAGGUUCUCCUCUCACUGUUCACAGUGGAGAUGUUGUUGAAAAUGUACAGUCUGGGGUUGCAGGCAUAUUUUGUGGCAUUUUUCAACCGUUUUGACUGUUUUGUGGUGUGCGGCGGGAUUCUGGAGACAGUUCUUGUGGAGAUGGAGAUCAUGCCACCUCUCGGUAUCUCAGUGUUGCGCUGCGUCCACCUGCUUCGGAUCUUCAAAGUCACACGCCAUUGGACAGCUUUGUCCAAUCUGGUGGCCUCUCUACUGAAUUCAAUGAAGUCCAUUGCCUCCCUGCUGCUGUUGCUCUUCCUCUUCCUCAUCAUCUUCGCUCUGCUUGGCAUGCAGUUAUUUGGAGGGAAGUUCAACUUUGAUGAGACACAGACCAAGAGAAGCACCUUUGAUUCCUUCCCUCAGGCCCUGCUAACCUGCUUUCAGAUCUUAACAGGUGAAGACUGGAAUGUAGUAAUGUAUGAUGGUAUCAUGGCAUAUGGAGGCCCGGUUUUCCCUGGAAUGAUCGUCUGUCUUUACUUUGUGAUUUUGUUCAUUUGUGGUAACUAUAUCCUACUGAACGUCUUCUUGGCCAUCGCUGUCGACAACUUAGCAGGAGGGGAUGGAGACAAUAAGAAGAAUGAAGAAAAAAAAGAGGGAGAAGGUGAAGGUGAAGGAGAGAACGGAGAGGUGAAGGUGAACAUUGAUGAUGAGUACGAGGAAGAGGAGGAGCCUGAAGAGGGAGAUGAUGAAGAAGGGAAAGCUCAGCUCAAUGUUGCUGACUUCGCUCCUCCUAAAGAGAAAGUUCUACCAAUCCCAGAGGGCAGUGCGUUCUUCUGCCUCAGCAAGACCAACCCAAUAAGAGUGGGCUGCCAUACCCUGAUCCACCACCACAUCUUCACUAAUCUCAUCCUGGUCUUCAUCAUUCUCAGCAGCAUUUCUCUGGCUGCGGAGGAUCCUAUCAGAGCUCACUCCUUCAGGAACAAUGUGUUGGGUUAUGCUGAUUAUGCUUUCACUUCUAUAUUCACUGUGGAGAUCUUACUGAAGAUGACAGUGCAUGGUGCAUUCCUCCAUAAGGGUUCCUUCUGUAGAAACUGGUUUAAUUUGUUGGAUCUUUUGGUGGUCAGUGUGUCUCUGGUCUCCUUCUUCUUACAUUCGAGUGCAAUCUCUGUAGUGAAGAUCCUAAGGGUGCUCAGAGUUCUGAGGCCUCUUCGAGCAAUCAACAGAGCCAAAGGACUCAAGCAUGUGGUACAGUGUGUGUUUGUGGCUAUAAGGACCAUCGGGAACAUCAUGAUCGUCACCACCCUACUUCAGUUCAUGUUUGCCUGCAUCGGUGUUCAGCUUUUCAAGGGUAAAUUUUAUCGUUGCACAGAUGAAGCUAAAAACACUCCAGAACAGUGCAAGGGCACAUUUGUGGUGUAUAAAGACGGAGAUGUGAGUCAUCCAAUGGUGAAAGAGAGGAUCUGGAUCAACAGCGACUUCAACUUCGAUAAUGUACUGAUGGGAAUGAUGGCCCUGUUUACAGUCUCCACUUUUGAGGGUUGGCCUGCGCUGCUCUACAAAGCCAUUGAUGCCAAUGCAGAGAAUCAUGGCCCCAUUUACAACUACCGCGUGGAGAUCUCUAUAUUCUUCAUCGUCUACAUCAUCAUCAUCGCCUUCUUCAUGAUGAACAUCUUUGUGGGUUUUGUCAUCAUCACUUUUCGUGAACAAGGAGAGGCUGAGUUCAAGAACUGUGAGCUGGACAAAAAUCAGAGACAGUGUGUGGAAUACGCCCUAAAGGCCCAGCCGCUGAAGCUGUACAUCCCCAAAAACCCAGUGCAGUACAAGUUCUGGUCUAUAAUCAACUCCACAGGGUUUGAGUACAUCAUGUUUGUGCUGAUUCUCCUCAACACUGUUACUCUGGCUGUGCAGCACUAUGACCAGUCAAAAUUUUUUAGUUACGUGAUGGACAUCCUCAAUAUGGUUUUCACCGGCCUUUUCACUGUGGAGAUGAUCAUUAAACUGAUGGCUCUCAGACUCAGGCAUUACUUUAUCGACGCAUGGAAUUCCUUUGAUGCUCUGAUUGUGGUGGGAAGUGUGGUGGACAUUGUGGUUACAGAGUUCAGCAGCUCAGAGGACAGCUCUCGUGUAUCCAUAACAUUCUUCCGUCUGUUUCGUGUAAUGCGAUUGGUUAAGUUGCUCAGCAAGGGAGAGGGCAUUCGUACCCUGCUCUGGACUUUUGUGAAAUCACUCCAGGCCCUGCCGUAUGUUGCUCUUCUGAUCGCUAUGAUCUUCUUCAUCUAUGCUGUAAUUGGAAUGCAGACAUUUGGAAAGGUCGCCAUGCAGGACCACACACAAAUCAACAGGAACAACAAUUUUCAGACUUUUCUGCAGGCUGUGCUGCUACUUUUCAGGUGUGCAACGGGCGAAGCAUGGCAGGAGAUCAUGUUGGCCAGUCUUCCAGGAAAGCGCUGUGACCCAGAGUCAGACUAUGAGCCCGCGGAAGAAUUCACAUGCGGCAGCAACUUUGCUAUUGUCUACUUUAUCAGUUUCUUUAUGCUCUGCGCCUUCCUGAUUAUUAAUCUGUUUGUUGCCGUCAUUAUGGACAAUUUUGACUAUCUGACCCGUGAUUGGUCAAUUCUCGGACCACAUCACCUGGAUGAGUUUAAAAGAAUCUGGUCAGAGUACGACCCUGAAGCCAAGGGUCGUAUAAAGCAUUUGGAUGUAGUGGCUUUGCUCAGGAGAAUCCAGCCGCCACUUGGAUUUGGGAAGCUCUGUCCUCAUCGUGUGGCCUGCAAGAGGCUGGUUGCCAUGAACAUGCCCCUGAACAGUGAUGGUACGGUGACCUUCAACGCCACCCUGUUCGCCCUGGUCAGAACUGCUCUGAAAAUUAAAACUGAGGAGAACCCUGAUCAAGAGAACGAAGAGUUGAGAAUCAUCAUUAAGAAGAUCUGGAAGAGAAUAAAACCCAAAAUAUUGGAUGAGGUUAUUCCACCCCCUGCUGAGGAAGAAGUGACUGUGGGUAAAUUCUAUGCCACAUUCUUGAUCCAAGACUAUUUUAGGAAGUUCCGGAAAAGGAAAGAGAAAGUGGGUCUGGAAGAUUCAGAGAAUGGUAACCCUUCAGCUCUACAGGUAGAUCUCUGUGGGACUCUGCAGGACCUUGGGCCAGAAAUGAGACUGGCCAUGAACGAAGAUCUGGAGGAGGAAGAGGAGGGUCUGGAGGAGGAGCAAGAGGAGGAUGAUGCUCGUUAUAAGAACGAAAAUGGCUAUGCAGGCCACGCUGAGCCCUCAAGCAAAAGCCGACGCUCCACUUUGGCCACUACUCCCAGCGGUGCUCCUGUUCCUGUCUCAGGAGAAGGCAUCUUGAACGGGGGACUGGGACGUAGGAGCUCCUUAGCAAAAACACAGAACGGGAACGGUGCUUUGGAACACGAGAAUUUCAGAAGAAGAGACAGCAUGCGUUCCUCCUUUCAUUACCAACACAAGAAUGGUGUGAUUGACCAGCUGCUUAGGAGAUCAUCAUACUACAAAUACCCAAGGAGGGACUCCAGGGACAGAUUCUCCUCUCCGCUAUCUCGGCGAGAGGAAGGCAGUGAGUACACUGGAGAGCAGCGCUUCUAUGGAAAAGAUGAGGACAGCGAGAGCGUCAUCUCUAAAGAAAGGCAUGGUUAUCCAGAGGACAGCACAAUGUUCCCGGGACAUAGAGACAUGUAUGAUGGACACUCUAUGAGACACCCUGUCUACGGUAAUCAUUAUGGAAACAGUUAUGGUGAAGGCAGGAGGACAGCACGGAGACGCCUGCUGCCUGCAACGCCUACUGGGAGAAAGGCUUCAUUUAACAUACAGUGUUUAAGAAGGCAAGGUAGCAGCGAUGAUCUGCCCAUCCCAGGAACAUACCAUCAGAACUCCCCACCCUGCAGAGCGCGUUCACAGAGAUGCGGCAGCUACGAUUCUCGUCACAGCAUCGCUAGAUCGUCCACGGGUUCAACAGUAUCCUGGGCAAACACCGGCCCUCGACGGGGUCAUCUCCUUUACUCUCCCCUUAUCCUGGUAGAGGAGGAGGGAGCAGGAGGGGCUGGAAGUGUAGGCAUCUGGGACAAAAAGGCCGGUGCCAUCGGAGUGCCUGCGUCGGUUCGGCAUCCCAGUUCGGGAUGGUACUCGGGACCCUCUACGGGUGGAGGGGGGCAGCCAUAUCGAGCCUACACCACCCUCGGAGUCCCCACCCAACUCAGUCCUCACUACAGCGAGAAGAGAGGCAGCGCUGACAGUCUGGUAGAAGCGAUCUUGAUCUCUGAGGGUUUGGGAUUGUAUGCCAAGGACCCAAAAUUUGUAGCCUUUGCCAAGCGUGAGAUUGCAGAUGCCUGUCACAUGACCAUAGAUGAGAUGGAAAGUGCUGCAAGUGAUCUCCUGAGUCGUGGGGGCUCAGGGGAGAGUCAAGGCUUCCUGAACCACACAGACAUGGGGCCCAUAUACAGUGACGAGGAGCCCAUCAGGAGCCACGAGGAAGAGGAACUGGCUGAUGAGAUGACUUGUGUUACAUCUUUUUGAAUAACAGAAAAAGAGCUGAUCAGGAUGCCAGUGGGUGGAGCAACAGAAUCCUGACUGACCAAUCACAUUGUUCAUGCUGCUCUGAGUCACAGAAAGACUCUGCUGAGAAUGGUGGUUUAGUUCUGAAAUAUUGUGACCGGUUCUUACUCAGUCUGUGAAAGAAACCAGCUCCGGUUUACCCUGUCAACAUGGCAGUUUUAAAUUCUUUUAAAUUCAGAUCUCUGAAAGGACUCGUUUUAUAAAUAGCUUACCUUGUUGAACAUUUUAUAUUUGUUAAUGUGUUUUUACUCCAUCAUUCUUAUGUUUGUCUGUUUAUUUUUAAGCGUCAUUUACAGAGGGAUUCU